Messenger RNA from Mercurialis annua (annual mercury), 1201 nucleotides. RefSeq names its product pre-mRNA cleavage factor Im 25 kDa subunit 1. The coding region runs from base 104 to 745 and encodes 213 amino acids. The transcript has 7 exons. The record is from RefSeq and is a predicted model, not a curated record. Gene Ontology annotation, cellular component: mRNA cleavage factor complex. Gene Ontology annotation, molecular function: mRNA binding. Lineage: Eukaryota; Viridiplantae; Streptophyta; Magnoliopsida; Malpighiales; Euphorbiaceae.
UUCUUCUCCCCUCUUCUACUUCUACUCUAUUUAUUUCUUCCUAUUUCUUUGAGCUCCGACAUAGUAGUAUCUUCAUCUUGUUAACUCUCAGUAAUUUUAAAAUAUGUGUGAAGAAGUACCUGUUCAUAACAACCACCGUGAAGCUGCCGGUGAUCAAGAUUCCGUCGUAGAUAUAUACCCUCUCAGUAGGUACUACUUCGGAUCAAAAGACACUCUUCCUCUCAGAGAUGAGAACUUAGAUGAUCGUUUACAGAGGAUCAAAUCCAACUAUCUUGCUCAUGGAUUGAGGACAUGCGUGGAGGCUGUUAUUCUGGUUGAGUUGUUCAAACACCCUCAUGUUUUGGUGCUGCAAGUUAAAAAUUCUAUCUUUAAGCUUCCUGGAGGUCGUUUAAGACCAGGUGAAUCAGAUAUUGGUGGAUUGAAACGUAAGCUGGCAAGAAAACUCUCUGCAAAUGAAGAUCAAACUGAUUGGGAGGUUGGGGAAUGUCUUGGGAAGUGGUGGAAGCCCGACUUCGAAACUUUAUUGUAUCCAUACUUGCCUCCAACUGUAAAAAAACCUAAGGAAUGCACGAAAGUCUUCCUUGUGAGGUUACCGGUGAGCUGUAAAUUCAUUGUACCUAAGAACCUUAAACUGCUUGCUGUUCCAUUGUGCCAGCUUUAUGAAAAUCCUAAGACAUAUGGACAAGUAAUUUCAGGAGUGCCGCAACUGCUUUCAAAGUUCUCCUUCAACAUAAUCAAUUUCUGAGUUAGGCGUCUCCCUUGUGAUUGAGCGGCUGUAAAGUAAGUAAGAUGAGACCUUUAUGCUUUUUAUCAGAAAAAGGCUCGUUUCUGGUUCAUAUACGUCUGUUCAGUAAUUUUGAUAUACACAUUGUAUAAGGAAAAGAUUCUUACAUAUAGUGAGUGGUGGUGCUGUGUAAUUUGAACAAAAAAAACAUACAUGUUAUAUAUAUAUGUACAGGUGCCACUUUUUUUUUUUCUUAGAUGCUUCAAUGUCAAAAUUAUGUGCUAAAACUUUAAUGUUGCACUGAAGUAUCUUCCUUUUUUGUAGUCCUCUUUUCCGUCCUUUUAUCUAUCGACUAAUAAAAUUCGGAAUCGUACGAUAUUUAAACCCAACUUAACAUGUACUUAUUUCUGUGGGUUUGGCUUUGUUAUUGACUUACUAUUGUUUAAAUAUAAUGAACAAGAAAAGUUGAUUAUUUCA